Messenger RNA from Monopterus albus (swamp eel), 3358 nucleotides. RefSeq names its product TBC1 domain family, member 2B (gene tbc1d2b). Gene Ontology annotation, molecular function: GTPase activator activity; small GTPase binding. NCBI's taxonomy places the organism in Eukaryota, Metazoa, Chordata, Actinopteri, Synbranchiformes, Synbranchidae. Gene Ontology annotation, biological process: regulation of GTPase activity. The record is from RefSeq and is a predicted model, not a curated record. Bases 90 to 2987 code for a protein of 965 amino acids. The transcript is spliced from 13 exons.
GAUCCUCUCUACAUGAGGCAGGCAGUCAUGCGGAUGGGAACAGGAGUGGGCAUCCGCUGGAUUUCAGAAAGAUUUAACUUAGAGGGAAGAUGCACGAAGAGAAGGAUGGCACCGAAACAAGCUGCAGAAGUACGCGGGUUCUGGCCUCCAGGUCCGUGGAUGCGCCCGAGUUGGAUGGAGCGAAGGAGCAGGCCUCCAGGCUGUGCGGCUUCUUGAACAAACUGUCAGGCAAGGGACCCCUGAGAGGUUACAAGCCGAGGUGGUUCGUGUAUGAUUCAAGGAAAUGUUAUUUGUAUUACUUCAAGACUCCCCAAGACGCCUUGCCUCUCGGGCACAUCGAAAUAUGCGAUGCGUGCUUCAGCUACGACGUGGAGGGGGAAGAGGGGCAGUUUGAGAUCCGCACUGCCGGGAAGGAGUUUCUCCUGAAGGCCCCCAGCAGGCAGGUGAUGCUUUAUUGGCUCCAGCAUUUGCAGCAGAAGCGCUGGGAGUACAGCAACACCCGAGGGUCCGGCCAGGGAGACAGCUGGAGCUCCCUGACCCUGGCCUACCCUCGCACCGGUCUCGUAGGCAAAGACAAUGAUGCCUUUGUCCUUGAGAAGCUAAGUGAGAGUAUGGAGAAGGUCCGCAGCGAUUUUGCCAUGGAGACAGAAUCAGAUGGUGAGGGAAUGGUGGGGAUCCACAUGGCCAGAGGACCCUCUGCUGUGUCCACAAGCCCCCUCAACUUCUCCCUCAAAAACUUUGGUACAGAACUCAGGAACUCCAUGCUUUAUUUGCGGCAAGGCAGAGGAGGUGAGAACAGGCGCAGCGUGUUUUACGCCGGCAGCAACAACACAGAGGAGUGGGAGCUGGUGGAUGCUCCGCCCAAGGACUUCUCUGAACCGAAACAUCAUUCAGACACACACAGACAUUCCUUUGGGUCAGCAUUUACAUUCGACUUUGUUCGGAACUCGUCGCGUCAGAAGAAACCUUUCCUGCGAGACAUGAUGAGCUCUGGGAGGUCCGGGCGCAGCACUGAGACGCGCAGUGCUGAGACCUCUCCGGUGGAGUGUAAUGGCAGUAAAUCUUUGGAGAUGCAGCUUCGCCUUCAGAACCAACAGGAAGAAGUGAGCCGUAUGCAGCAGGAACAGGCCGAGCUCAGAGAGGAGCUGGCUGGUCAGAAGGAGCUAGUUAGACUUUUGCAGCAGACCCUGAGGACAUCUCAGAGUGACAGGCCAACAAUGUGCCCUCCAGCUUCAGACCAGAACCAGACUUCAGCCAUAACCCAGGGAGAGAACACCCAGUUGGAGACAUUGCUUCUGGAAAGAGAUGGACAGAUCCAGUCCCUGUGUGGCCACAUGGAGCGUCUCACCCUGGAGAAGGAGAGCCUGCAAGCAGAACUGAAGGGCCUGAAGAUUAAGGUGGGGGAGAUUAAUGACCAGCUGGGGAUGCUGAUGGAGACCAUCCAGGCUAAGGAUCAAGUCAUCAUGAAGCUGUCGCAGGAGAGCUCUGAGCACAGCGGCAAUCCAAAUGAAACCGGUUCGUCAUCUCCCAAAAAAGAGCAGCAGGAGCUGGACAUCCUCAAGGACAGCCUUCAAGGCUACAAAUCUCAGAACAAGUUCCUGAACAAAGAGAUCCUGGAGCUGACAGUGUUACGCAGAAAUGCAGAGGGCAGAGAAAAAGCUUUAGAAGCAAAGUAUAUAGCCCUGGAGGCCAAAUUGUGUCAGGUGGAGAGUAAGUAUCUGGUGCUGCUUCAAGAGGUGAAGAACCCGGUGUGUUCUUCUGCAGAGCAGAGCCCUGCUCGUGAGGUCAUUUCCAGAUUAUUAGAGGAUGCACUGCAGGCAGAGAGCUCUGACCAGCAAGAUCACCCUAUCUUCAAACCAAAUACUGUCAGUGAGUAUGACGUGUAUGGCUUCAAGACGGUGCCUGAGGAAGAAGAAGAGGAGGAGAAGCUGGAUGCAAAGGUGAGAGCCUUAGAGCUGAAGUCCCUGUCCAUGACAGAUCAGGAGGUGUCUGUGGGAGUUAAGUGGGAGAACUAUCUUGCCAGCACAAUGAAUAGAGACCUGGUGCGCUCCCCUGAGCUCAAGGCCCUGAUCCGCUGCGGUGUGCCCCAUGAGCACCGGUCCCAGGUGUGGCGCUGGUGCAUCUCUUUCCACGUCAAGAAGUUUCGAGAGAACUUGCCAACAGAUUAUUAUGAGACCUUACUAAAUGUGGCCCGGGAGAAGCCCAACCCUGCCUCAAAGCAGAUCGAGCUGGAUUUACUACGCACUUUGCCCAACAACAAGCACUACGCCUCCCCCAGUGCAGCCGGUAUCCAGAAACUCAGGAAUGUCCUGGUGGCCUUUUCCUGGAGGAAUCCAGACAUCGGCUACUGCCAGGGACUAAACAGGCUGGCUGCCAUUGCCUUGCUCUAUCUGGACCAAGAGGAUGCCUUCUGGAGCCUUAUAGCCAUUGUGGAGGUCUUUAUGCCAAGGGACUAUUACACCAAGACUUUGCUUGGCUCACAGGUUGACCAACGAGUGUUCAAGGACCUGAUGAACGAGAAGCUACCCCGGCUCCACGCGCAUUUCGAGUACCACAAGGUAGAUUUCUCCCUCAUCACCUUCAACUGGUUCCUGGUGGUGUUUGUGGACAGCGUGGUGAGUGACAUCCUCUUCAAGAUCUGGGAUGCCUUUCUGUAUGAAGGACCAAAGAUCAUAUUUCGUUUUGCCCUCGCUCUGUUCAAGUACAAAGAGGAAGAGUUUUUGAAGUUGUACAACUCUACAGCCAUCUUCAAAUAUCUUCGAUACUUCACACGCACAAUCUUGGAUUCAAGGAAGCUGAUGAAUAUCGCCUUUGUGGACAUGAACCCAUUCCCCCUAAGGCAAAUCCAGAACCGCCGCUCCUUCCACUUAGAGAAAGUCCGUCUGGAGCUGACCGAGCUGGAGGCAAUCAGACAGACCUUCCUCAGGGAGAGAGAGACGAGUCAGGAUGGACGAAGCUUUGUCAGCGAUGAUGAGGAGGACAACUGACCUUAACCUAACGCACAUUUUCUGGCCAUGUAGCUUAACAGUGAAGACAAAGAGAUCAACUCCCCACAUCAGUGAUGAGUUGGAGGUGCAAAGAUGGGAUUUUUUUCCCUAGUGUUGGAGUUGGUCUCUGACUCAGCGCUUUUACAAUCAACUUUAUACUUUUUGAGCAAAUUGGAUCAAAAGACCAAAACAUUAAAGACCAAAUGGGCGUUCUAUCAGUAUUCCUGCCAUUUUUUUUGUAAAUGCCUUAUUUGUUGUAUGCUCUGUUUAUGUGAUGGUAUACAUGUCUUAUGGCUCUUCACUCUGCAAUGCCAAGCGCAACACUUUCUGUUUGAAUCAGUAUUUUCAAUAAUUAUGGCUGUGAUUUUUUU